Messenger RNA from Cheilinus undulatus (humphead wrasse), 4313 nucleotides. RefSeq names its product growth arrest-specific 6 (gene gas6). Gene Ontology annotation, molecular function: calcium ion binding. Gene Ontology annotation, cellular component: extracellular region. The record is from RefSeq and is a predicted model, not a curated record. The transcript is spliced from 15 exons. The coding region runs from base 423 to 2372 and encodes 649 amino acids. Lineage: Eukaryota; Metazoa; Chordata; Actinopteri; Labriformes; Labridae.
UAGCCUGCACUUUUCAGAGCUACACCCCCUCCUGAAGCAGCAAGAGGCUUGCAGUCUUUCUCUCCGCAGAGUGGAUACUACAGUCCGGACAGAGAUACACGCGAGAAGGGUCAAAAAUAAAGUGCAGACCGCAAUGGGGACGAGCUGAGCCGCAGGAAAAAGGAUAACGAACGCUUAAUUUGCCCGUAUGGCGUACAAUAUGCGGGGAUAACGCACGACAGUUUUAGCACGCGACGCUCCGCGGCAGUGAUUUUAGAUCAAAAGACGUAAACGACCAGCGGUCGGAAGUACCUGAGAAAUACCUGCAGUGUUUCGCUGAAACGUUAGCCUCGACUUGGUGCAAACAGCAGUGACAUUGAAAGAUUGGGGGAGACAGAGAGGAGAAAGUUUAUAAAGCUUGGCGCAGACACAGCGGUUAAACAAUGCGGUUGACCCCGACAAAGUCCCUUUCAUCAGCAGCCCUGCUAAUCCUGCUGGUUGUCCGCUGGUCCGACAGCAUUUCACUGUCUCACCAAGAGGCAAACCAGUUUCUGAGCAGACACCGGAGAGCAAAUCAAGUUUUUGAGGAGACGAAGCAAGGGCACUUGGAGAGGGAAUGUGUUGAAGAGAAGUGCACCAAAGAGGAGGCCAGAGAAGUGUUUGAAAACGACCCAGAGACCGACUACUUCUAUCCAAAGUAUUUAGCGUGUGUGGAGAAGUUUGGUGAUGCUGAAAGGAAGAAGCAGGAUCUGAUUACAUGUGUCCACAAUAUUCCAGACCAGUGCUCUCCACCCCCCUGUAAUCCCAGAGGUACGGUGCGCUGUGAGGACAAAAAGGGCGACUUCCUUUGUCACUGCUUCACAGGCUGGACUGGAGCCACUUGUGAGGAAGAUGUCGACGAGUGCACCAAGAGAAACGGAGGGUGUGACCAUGAGUGCAACAACACCAUGGGCAGUUACCGCUGCUCCUGUCACCAGGGCUACAUGCUGGUGGGACGCCACAUGUGCAAUGACGUGGACGAGUGCGAGGACCCAGGCGUUUGUGGAACAGCGCGGUGUGAGAAUAAAGAGGGAAGCUACGAAUGCUUGUGCAAUGCCGGCUAUUCCUAUGACAAUGAAACCAAAACCUGUGUCGAUGUGGAUGAGUGUGUGACAGGUGUGUGUGCGGAGGAGUGUCUGAACACUCCGGGGAGUUUCCGAUGCUACUGCGAUGGUCGUCAGGGCAUGAAGCUGAGCCAGGACCUCAGGAGCUGUAAGCCCCUGACUCCCUGUAUGUCACCAUCUCUGAAAAAAAACUCUCGAUCUCUCUACCUUGGCCGCAUGUUCAGUGGUGUGCCGGUGGUGAGGCUGCGUUUCCGCCGAAAGAUUCAAACUGGCUUUUCAGCUGAAUUUGACUUCCGCACCUACGACCCUGAAGGGGUGAUAUUCUUUGCUGGAGGUCAUCUUAACAGCUCCUGGAUUGUGUUAGCAAUGCAUCAUGGGAAGUUGGAGCUACAGUUAAAAUAUGGCACAGUAAGCAGGGUCACCAGCAGCGGGCCUGUCGUCAACGAUGGCCAGUGGAGAAAGAUCUCAGUGGAGGAGCAGGGGCGGAGUCUAGUUAUUAAAAUUGACAGAGAGGCUGUGAUGAAGAUUGCAGUAAACGGUGAUCUGUUCACACUAAAGAAGGGGAUGCAUGAGCUCAACCUCACUGUGGGAGGAGUCCCCUUCAGAGAAGACGGCCUUGUCAAUCAGGUGAACCCACGUCUGGAUGGCUGUAUGAAGGAGUGGAGGUGGUUGACGGGAGAAGAUACAUCCAUACAGGAAACCGUUCGUGCCAAUGAAAACAUGCAGUGUUUCAGCACAGAGGAUCCUGGAGCGUAUUACCCCGGCACAGGCUUCGCUCUCUUCAACAUCAGCUAUGAGUCACAGAAUCUGAGCGUCCGGUUUUUCCUACGUCCAACCUCUGCUAUGGGAGUGCUGUUUGCACUUGUUUACCAGGACAGAGUCCCUCUCUCCAUUGCUCUGGCAGACUAUAAUCCCCUCACUGAUGAAUGGCGAGAUUUCAUUCUAGUGUCUGUAGAUGAUGUUAUCAUUGCCAGCUCUCCUGCACCCCUGUGUGAUGGAGAGAGUCAUGAAAUCCAGGUGACAGUCUCAAACAACCAAACCCAGCUGCUGGUUGACGGGCGCCCUGGGCGUAGUGAAGACGCUGAAGUUCCUGUUGAUAUUCUGUCACAGUCAACCACCUUUAUAGGAGGCAUACCAGACGUUCCUCUGGUGUCCACGCUGGUAUCUGCUUCCUAUAGCGGCUGUAUGGAGGUCAGUGUAAAUGGACGGUCCCUGGACUUGGACCAGGCCAUUCACAAACACAACGACAUCCGCUCACACUCCUGCCCCCUGCUGGACUCUCUCCAGUGACAGCAACCAGUCUGCCAAAACUGAUCCAUUAGCAGUUCUUUGAGGCAAUGAGAAUAAUUUCCAACAUAUUUAUAAAAGUUUUUGACCAGUGGGGAGAUGUUUUAGAUUGGAAUGAAAAAAAAAGCUUGACCCGCUAUCAUUGUGCAGCCAGAGCCUUAGCCCAGGACCCUGUCUUUUUACUGGGAUGACACUGCUGCCUAGAGGCACAAGCAGGGAAUUUCACAGUACUGUAAAUCAACCAAUAAGCAACACCUCUACUAGGCAGAAGAUAUGGGAAUAAAUGCUGCUCAACAUUGCCUCAAAAACUGCCCAUGUAUCACAGCCUUGUUAGCCCAUAAGAACACACAGGGCCUUAUCUAGAUCAGUGUCAAAACGGUUGGUCUUUAGUCAGCCUAUUAAACACCUGGUAUCCUGUGCUUAAAUGCAGAAGCGACUGGAUUUUAGUAGGCAAAGCUGCGUUCAUAUUGCUUACAUCCAGUUUACCUACAGUAAGGCCCGUGCUCACAAAUCUCGAAAUAAUCAAGUGCUUGUUUUGAAUCCAUCAAACUGACAAAAGGGGACCAGACAGGUAGUCUAACAUCAGCUACCUGACACAGAGAUGUUGAAAUAUGUCCUCACAUCUGCUUGAAUGAUUUAGGGGUUGAUUAAAGCAAUAUUAUUUUUCCCCAAAAAGUUGAAUCCCUUGCAGGGAGGCGUGGUAUCAGGCACACUUUGUGUUCUGAGAAAAAAAAAACCUUGCACAUAGUUGCAGGUAGAAAUGGACUGUGUAAAGCUAUUUUCUUGAUUUCUUCUCAACUGAAGCAGCACUCCAUGUCUGCCUGCAACCUUAAAAAUCAACCAUGUGCCUCCAAAGAACAACUAACCCAAACUUAUAACAGCUUCCCUCCAGACAGGUGAAUCAUGUCACAAAGGUGCAGUACUGUAACACACAAGCAGAGCUAGUGCUUCUCUUAAUAAUAUCUUGUACUCGCUGCAGUAAAUACACUAUGCAUUCAUCUGUGGAGUAUUACAGUCUUGUUAACAACUGACUGAUCGUUCAAUAAUCUUCAGUCACUGAUCUCGUCACAAAGGCCCCUUCUUUCCCUCAGAAUCACCCACUCACAGUUAAAACCUGCCAUAAAGCAAUCUAAGGAUGAUAAUAAGUCACAGAAGCACAGGGACAAGAGGAGGGGCCCUCUCUGUAUAGGGGAGACAGUGAGCACUGCAUCGAACGCACCACACAAGCUACUGAAAGUAAAAAAAAGAGUGCGCUGUAAUAUACUGAACAUGUAAAUAACGUGACUGUACAAUGCUUUUUAGAAGACAGAAAACAAACACUACCUUAUGCUCAUCAAGGUUUUCUGCACACUUCAGUUAAUCCAAAGUCAAACUGUAAUCCAAGUCUCUCAACUUCAUCUGCUUUCUUAUGGAAAAAAAAAUAAGCUUGAGCGCCAAAAUCAAUGAUUGUUUUAAUGAAAAGGAAAUUGGAGGACUGUGAGAGCAAACGCCAGGUAUCAAAGUAUCAUAAACUUUUAAUAACUCUGUUUUUAAUUUGAUUUUAUAGGUGCUAGCAAAUCAAAACACAAUAAAAAGAAUGUCAGAGGAGCAUUGUGAUUGAAUGCCAAAGGGCUCCAGUGUUAUUUUUCCUUCCCUCUGUGAUGUAUCAUUUCUAGUUUUCUGAUGAGUGAAUGCCAGAUUAUAGAGCUUGACAAUUUACUGUUUGUUUUUAUCUUGUGUUGUAUAUUGAACUUUAGUUUUUAUUUUUCACUUUAACUGCCAGUAUGUGUACAAUGCUGAGAGGAGUCUGCUUUUGAGUUGAAACUUUUCUCAACAGUGAAAAUCCUAUUUAAAAACAAAAAAUAAAAGCAGUUGUAUGAACAUCAUAGAGUAAAAUUGUAUUUUCAAAAGAAAUACUUUUGUAUGCUGUGUGGUUCUGUUAAAACAUAAACGUUUUAUGUGUUG